Messenger RNA from Gloeophyllum trabeum ATCC 11539, 474 nucleotides. RefSeq lists its product as uncharacterized. The transcript has 2 exons. Lineage: Eukaryota; Fungi; Basidiomycota; Agaricomycetes; Gloeophyllales; Gloeophyllaceae. The coding region runs from base 1 to 474 and encodes 157 amino acids. The record is from RefSeq and is a predicted model, not a curated record.
AUGACCCGCCAAAUUCGCCUGGUCGUCUAUCACAGCCGCCUGUUCGCCGCUCACUGGUCCUUCUUCGUACCUAGCACCAGGGACGCGAACGUCGGUAGCAGGCUUCACGUCACUGGGGAUGUGCGGUCAGGAUUCCAGCACGCCAUCUCACGUAACUAUGACCUGCGUCAGACAGCUCGCAGCCACACGACGUAUCUGCUAGCCGACGUCGAUGAUCAAUACGUCGAGGACUAUCCAUCAGUUGAGGAUAUCCCAGAGGCGCCAGUAGAGCCUGUGUGUAAGCUUGAAGAAGUGGUCUUCUCCAUCCCGGCUCCUGGGCCGAGCCUCAGACACUCGUCUUCGGGGGCCAACGUGGCGAGGGUCCAGCAGUUGAACUGCCAGAAUUGGAUCAAGGAAUGUGUCGACGUGCUGGUUAGUCGGGGCAUAUUUCCCAACAGUGCCGUGGACGCACUCAAAAAUGCCCCACGGAACUGA